AUGAAUAUUACGUCUCAGGACAAAGUCUGCUCUUAUGGCAAUAUUUCAGAAGAGAUUGUGGAAUUUUUCUUCUUGUUAAAUUUCUUUAUUUUGAACGCCAUUACUGGCUCCAUUGGACUCGUGGUGAAUGUUAUCAAAGUGAUUGUGUUUUUCAAACUUGGACUCCGUGACAGCACCAACAUUUCCUUCUUUGUCCUGUCACUAGCGGAUGCUGGUGUUGGACUACUGUUAAUAGGAUUCAGCGUCGUCUUCAACCCGUUGUUUAAAGACGCGGUGACCUACAUUGAAAUUUCAGUGUCCAUCAGCUUCUAUUGCUUGACCUGGCCGUACGGUUUUUUUAGUCGUGUGGCCAGCCUUAUGACUGCAGUCAUCACCGUGGAGAGAUUCUUGUGCAUAACAUUUCCCCUCAAAGUGAAGGAGAUCUUGAACCCAACCGUGGCGACCUUCACCUCAGUAACCUUAACCCUUGCCGUACUGGCCAGUCCUACUCAGUACGCUCUGGACCAAUCUCUUUUGUUGAUCAAUCGGAAGAAGUGUAUCUUGGAGAUAAUUUCCGUGUUGCCUUUAGGCGCUAAAUUUAGCUCUGGUCGUGAUUCAGACUAG
Messenger RNA from Biomphalaria glabrata, 603 nucleotides. RefSeq lists its product as uncharacterized. Gene Ontology annotation, molecular function: transmembrane signaling receptor activity. Gene Ontology annotation, biological process: sensory perception of chemical stimulus. Gene Ontology annotation, cellular component: membrane. The coding region runs from base 1 to 603 and encodes 200 amino acids. Lineage: Eukaryota; Metazoa; Mollusca; Gastropoda; Planorbidae. The record is from RefSeq and is a predicted model, not a curated record. The transcript has 2 exons.